CAAUACCGGCCACCAGGUAUUGGGCACCGCCGACCGGUAGGCACCGCAGCACCACCAACCCCGGGCACCAAACCAACCCAGGGCAGUGGGCAUGCUGCCGGCCCCAACACGGCACAGCACUGGACACCCACCCUCCUCAAGCCAACAAUCUACACUCAAUGCAAAGGUGGAAAAAUCAUUGAGUCAAACAGGUCAAGACUGAGGUAAUCCCAUAGCUGAGUUUGCAGAAUAGCAGACCAAGAUGCUGGGAUCUUGAUGCCCCGCAAAAAGAAAACUAUCAGAUCCAAGAAGCCACCCCUGCUGUUUGUGGAGAGCCCACUGAAGAGGGAACAGUACAAGCAAGUCCUGUCUGUACCAUCUACAACAAUCCCUCGGCAAGUUUCCUGUAUACCUGUUGACCAGAUAUCUGCGCACGCAUGGGUGUUGUCAGAGUUUCAGACCACAACGGCUCGAGGAUCAAGACGAGAACAAAAAUCUGAUGGAGCAAAACAACGUUGCAGCUACAACAAACCGCGCGCUCCAUCUAAAACAGGGUCUGUGAAAAAACUGCAGGUGAACUUUGUCCCUUUGACCUUCGUGGGCAGUGGAGGGAUACCUGUUCAGAAGGAGAACCGCAAUGUUCGGCUUAACACCAGUCAGCAUAUUCCAAACCGUGGACAAGCCAUAUUCCAAGCAAAUAAAUCCUCUCUCGCGGGAAGUGACAAACGAGGAUGUGGAGUUGACACUUUUGGCAAAGCUCAGAAUUCAGAGACAUUGGACAAGCAGAAAUGCAGAGAAAGAUUUGCAGCAAAGCGACGCUUGGUUGGCAAAAGUACAGUUCGAAAUACAGCGGAGAAGAUCUCUAGGCUCUGCCCUCCGAUGAAUGAUAUCAACGAUCAGGCGGAUGCGGACUCGGACGAAACGGAGAUCUCUUUCUCGGAGAACCUCUCUCGCUCAAUCGAUGAGGCAUUUACCCUGCCACAAGUUAGCACUCCCACUGUUGGUGGCUUAUCCUCGCCAGCCAUCUUCAAGAAAAAUAUUUGCAGUAGAUUAAGAAGUAGUGGAUUGAAUAAACACAAAGCACCUCCUGGACUGUUCGACUGCUUAGACAAGAGUUCUGGUCGAAAGGAUGACUUUUCUGAAGAUGUUUUGGUCCAGGACACGCCAGAACGUGAAUAUGGUCGCAAAAGGACUUGGCAAAGGCGACCACAUAUCAUGCAGUACUUGAUGGAUCACGGAAAAUUGAACACCACUGAUGUGUUUGUUGGCUCUUGAACUUGCGUUUUGUUAUGAAGAUUGUAAUCUAUGCUUUUAAACGUCACCAUUGAUAUUGUGAUUGUCAGUUUACCUGGAUUUUGGUGUAGGUAAGAAUAAAUAACAGCAUUGCCCUUUAAGCGAUAACCAUGAACAUUGCAGGUAGACAAAAAUGCUGGAGAAACUCAACGGGUGAGGCAG
Molecule: messenger RNA, 1434 nt
Organism: Leucoraja erinaceus (little skate)
Lineage: Eukaryota; Metazoa; Chordata; Chondrichthyes; Rajiformes; Rajidae
Gene: rhno1
Product: RAD9-HUS1-RAD1 interacting nuclear orphan 1
Exons: 5
Coding region: 256-1254 (332 amino acids)
Biological process (GO): DNA damage checkpoint signaling; cellular response to ionizing radiation; recombinational repair
Cellular component (GO): nucleus; chromosome
Source: RefSeq, a predicted model, not a curated record